UGAGAAAAGUUGCCAGCUUGGUGCAUUUCAAGAAGAGGUUGUAUGAUCUGGUAUUGAAAUGUGAGCCAUAUAAUUUAGAGGAAUUUAGAGCAUAUUGCAGGAAUCAAUAAUUGUUGAAUUUUUUGUUUUGAUUUGACUUGUUCCAGUUUUAUACAUGGUGUAAUCUUUUGGAAUUAAUAAAUUACUAUUACUAUUACAUACAAUGUACAUAAUUUACUUCAUUUGGCCAAUGAAGUGAGAUCAUUUGGAGUUUUGGAUAAAUUCAGUGCUUUCAAAUUUGAAAACCAUAUGUACAAAUAAAAACAGUCCCUUGAGACUUCUGGAAGACCGUUACAGCAAAUACACAAUCGAAUACAAGAACAACAGUCAUUACCUCUGAAGAAGAGAAUACCCUUACCUCGCCCUAUUCUCACAACAAAUAGUAAUGGAAAUGUGUCCUUGGUCUUUCAACACUUCAGGCUAAAAUGAAGAAGCCCAGAUAAUUGUGUUAUGUUGAAAACUGGAGAAGUUGGCUUGGUAAGAAGUAUUACUGAACGUUCUGGCGAUAUAAACCUAAAUACUGAGGUUUUCAAAAAUAUGGAGAGUUACUUCUCAGUACCUUGCGAUUCUAUGAUGUUUGGAAUCAAACAAAUGAGGAACUUUUAGUGUGAAAGACAUUGAAAAUAAAUGCAUGAAGUUGCCCCUUGAUGAAAAACAUUUUUAAUCAUUUCUCUUUUACACACUUUUGAUUAUAUAGUUUAAUUUUAAAUUUAUAUUUUGAGUCCACUAUUCCUUCUACCAUUUCAUAUAGGAGUAACAUUCAUAAUCUGAGAAACUGAGUAGUUUUGGACAAUUGUUAUCAGUGACAAUUAUUUGUCAAUGAAUUAAUUUUUCAACAUCAUCAUCAAUUAUUUUUUUUACUGUCGAUUUUUGUAAUUUUGUAUAAUAUGAUGGUUGAGUAUUAUUUUUAGUUUCUAUUCAUAUUAAUAUUAACAGAUGACUUUCUUAGGAAAAAAUGAACAAUAAACAAUAUUCCUGUAUCGUUUUUUGUAACGAAUCAGACAUCAAUAACGAGUCUGUAGCUGAAGUACCUGUUAAUUGGCUAGAUGAAACCAACACAAAUUGCAAAUGGCCUCCAUCCCCUGCCCUGGUAUCGUUGUAUAUCAACAGAUAUAAGAAACCAAUGGAGAAUUGGAUUUCUUAUAAAGUCAGAGUAACUGCUACUUUUGCAACUCUUGAAGAAGCCCGUAAUUUCAACAGGGGUGAAACGGUUGAUUCCAGUGGAAGAAGACCAGUGAAAUCACCGGACGUUUAUAGUCCGGAUGAAUUUGGGGAAGCCAGGAAAGUAAAAAGACCAGCUUUGCCCACCAAUAUAGACGUAGCUAUCCACAGUAAAAAAAAAACAUGAAACAUGAAAAAAAAAUUAUAUUUUCUAUGAUUUCCUCUCAAACAAAAUUUUACCGGAUGAUAGGAUCAUAUGCAACUAUGGAUAAAUAUA
Harmonia axyridis is the source of this 1477-nucleotide messenger RNA. RefSeq lists its product as uncharacterized. Bases 995 to 1387 code for a protein of 130 amino acids. The transcript is spliced from 3 exons. The record is from RefSeq and is a predicted model, not a curated record. NCBI's taxonomy places the organism in Eukaryota, Metazoa, Arthropoda, Insecta, Coleoptera, Coccinellidae.